GUGCUCGGUACCUGUCUGAACAGAUUCACCGUAAACACGUUAAAUUAACGGAGAUGGAAACGAACCCGCCGAAGAGGAGAGACAACAAGAAGUCUCUGCGGGUGAAGGUGAUCAGCCUCGGGAACGCGGAGGUGGGAAAGAGCUGCAUCAUCAAACGUUACUGUGAGAAGAGGUUCGUCCCAAAAUAUCUGGCGACUAUCGGCAUCGACUACGGCGUCACUAAAGUGCAGGUACGAGACCGAGAGAUCAAAGUGAACAUCUUUGACAUGGCCGGUCAUCCGUUCUUCUACGAAGUGCGUAAUGAGUUCUAUAAGGACAGUCAGGGCGUGCUGCUGGUUUAUGACGUCGGCCUCAGGGAGAGUUUCGACGCCCUCGACAGCUGGCUCGGCGAGAUGAAACAGGAAAUGGGUUCUCAGGCCAACAUGGACAGCAUCGUGUUCAUCGUCUGCGCCAACAAGGUCGACCUGACCAAGCGGCGGGUUGUUGACGAGGGGGAGGGGCGUCUGUGGGCGGAGUCCAGAGGGUUCCAUUACUUUGAGACGUCAGCUCAGAGCGGCGAGGGCAUCAACGAGAUGUUUCAGGCGUUCUUCUCGUCCAUCACUGACAUGUGUGAGAACGGCGGGAAGCGCCCGGUGGCAGAGGUCAGCGUGGCCUUCACCAAAGAGCAGGCCGACACCAUCAGGCGCAUCCGAAACAGCAAAGACUCAUGGGAUAUGCUGGGGGUCAAACCCGGCGCCACACGGGAGGAGGUCAACAAGGCGUACAGGAAGUUGGCGGUCCUGCUGCACCCGGAUAAAUGUGUGGCGCCCGGCAGCGAAGACGCCUUCAAGGCGGUGGUGAACGCUCGCACGUCUCUGCUGAAGAACAUCAAAUAACCCGACCUCGCACGCUGAUGAUGUCAUAACCACAGUAUUUAUUUAUUUAUAAACAUAUUUAUUUAGAGUCUUUGUGCCAUGUGAACGACACCGUGCUGCCAACCAAACAUUUUAC
This is a messenger RNA of Labrus mixtus (cuckoo wrasse), 990 nucleotides long. RefSeq names its product DnaJ (Hsp40) homolog, subfamily C, member 27 (gene dnajc27). The transcript has 7 exons. Gene Ontology annotation, molecular function: GTP binding; GTPase activity. NCBI's taxonomy places the organism in Eukaryota, Metazoa, Chordata, Actinopteri, Labriformes, Labridae. Bases 54 to 875 code for a protein of 273 amino acids. The record is from RefSeq and is a predicted model, not a curated record.